Trichomonas vaginalis G3 is the source of this 2418-nucleotide messenger RNA. RefSeq lists its product as uncharacterized. The record is from RefSeq and is a predicted model, not a curated record. Bases 1 to 2418 code for a protein of 805 amino acids. Lineage: Eukaryota; Parabasalia; Trichomonadida; Trichomonadidae. The transcript has a single exon.
AUGGAUGAAUCAACACGUUUAAAGAUUCAAGCAUCAACAGAGAAGCUUAGGUUAGACUUAGCAAAGCUUGAUAACUUGAAUAUUAAUGGAACUCAAGUCGAUGAAGGCUUAUAUCAUGAAAUUUAUAAUCAUUUCUUUUCGUUACAACUUGAUUCGAAAGAGAAAAUGCUGACAAACAUUGCAUUAUGGGCUGAUAAAUAUACUAGAAACUAUAAGAACUUUGAUUCUGAUAUGCUUAAGCGAAUUCGAGAAUUUAAUAACGUUCAUCUUGAUAAUACCAGAUCAGAAUUACUUGAUAUGACAAGAAGAAUCGAGUCAUGGGGCUAUAAUCUUAAACAAGCUACAAUAAGUCUUGAACAAAUGUCGGAAAAAUUUCAUGAAUUAACAGAAAAGAUACUUCCAGUGCAAUCACAAUCAAAAAUUCAUCAAAAUAUCGUGACAAAACCAAUAGACUCUGCCGUUACUUAUAAAUCCAAUGACAUUAACGAUGAAGUUUUGAAAAUGUUCGAAGAAAGACAAAUGUUAUUAUCAAACAUUGUCGACCAAUUAGAUCAGGAGAUGACAGAAACCAAAACGAUGCUAGAAAUAGCAGUAGCUAACGAAGCAAAAACUGCAAAAGAAUUAAAUGAUACUAUAGAAGAGUAUAAUCAAUCAAUGAACAUCAAGAACAUGGAGUUGGAAGAGCUUAAAAAUACAAAAUCAUUACUUGAAACUAUGAUUGAAGCCGAAAAACAAAGAAAUUUGGAAAUAAAUCAAAAAUUAGAAUCUUUUAUGAAGAAAAAGUCAUUUCAAAAUGAUAAUUCAGACUCAUCAGUACCAACACCUUCAACAAGUCCUCGGCUAUUCAAGUCUGAAAGAGGAUUACCUCAUUUUAAACCACAAGCUCCUGCAUCACCCAUAAAACUAUCAGAGCAGAGCAAUGUUACAUCACAGCCUUUCUUUAAUGUUCAAGGAUUGAAAAGUAAAACGAAAAAUUCAAAUUUGGAAGCACAAUUAACGCAAUAUUAUGAAAUAUUACCAAUAAAUGAAGAAAAUAUACAACAGGCUUCUGAUAUUCGUGGGAAUAAUCCAACAAAUAGCAAAAUAAUUUCGAAACCCCCUCCAAUUCCAAAGAAACCAGCUGCAACAACAAUAAAUCAAGUUGUCAAUGAUACUAAAAACCAAAUUACAACUUCCAAUCCUCAAAAUAUCGUUGAAAACGAGCAAAUAAUUUCAAAUAAGGAAAAGCAGGUCAUUCAGAACGCCGAACAGACUAUUUCCGAUCAUACUACAACUGAGAAUGUUAGUAGUCCAAUAGAAGCGACAAAUAUUCUUAAUAAUCAGAAUGACACUUCAAAUCCGCCAGAAAUUGAUCAUAAAAUCACAGAAAAAUCAGUAGCUGCAACAAGUGAUGACCAAAAAUCGACAAAACUACCAGAAAUGAAAUAUGUUAUCGAAAUAUCUCAAGAAUUUUCAUAUCAAAACGAAGAAAAAGAGGAAAGAGUUGAAGAUAAUGAUAAAGAGAAUAGACCUACAACCUCUAGUUCACUUCCACAUGAAAAAGUUCUUAAUCAAGAGAACAAAUCAGAAGAAAAUCAAGAAAGUAUCGUAGUCGAAGAACCAAAGAUCUUUAACUCACAAAAAUUUGAUUUUCCUGUUAGAACAAGGGAAUUAAAUGGAUUGACAGAUGAAAUACCGGAUAUAACUCAACAAGUAGAGCCAGUGAUAGCAUUUAAUGACGGAAAUAUCCGUGUUCAAAAGAAAUUACCUGAAUUUACGCUGAUUUCUAAGUUAAUUUUCCAUCAUAAAAUUGAAAAAACUGAAAUUCCAAAAACUUACAAAUUUUCAAAAGAAUAUAAUCUUAUUGCUUCAUGUGAACCUCUCAGAACAAAGUCUUUCCUUAAUAUUACAGCUCAAUCUGUAGUUUAUGAAAAUAAUCCACAAUUUAGGAAGAAGUUAAUCAAUGAAACUACCUCUUACUUUGAGAAUAAGUCAUCUCCAGUUCUCCUGAACCUUUCCAAGUCGAUUGGAGAAAACAUUAUCACUCAAAAUACUCAAAUUUCGAAUGUCCAAGUAUUUGAGCCAUUCGGAGAUGCAUCACAAGUACCAAGAUCUCCAAGGUCUUCCAGGAGAUCAAGUAAAAGGUCGAAUCAGUCAGAUUUUGAAUAUCGGCCUUAUUCUGUUGAUGAAGACAUAGAAAGAAUUAGAUCUACUCGUACAAUAUUAGCCAAAGAUGUUGUUACUUACGAUCCUGUUAUACAAGACACAGAAAGAUUCAGAGAAUUAAAUAAAGAAUUUGCUGCGAUGUGUGAUGAGAAAUCCUGGCGAAAGAAUUUGGGAUUGACAACACCAUUGACGCCUUCGACACGUGGAACAAUAAUGAAACAGAAGAGAGUCCAAAUUAAAAAAAUUGAAGAGACAAAAUUCGCAAAUUAUUAA